AUGGCAGACAUGUCGGGCAAUCUAAGCUCCACGGCGGCUAUUGCCGACCAUCGCACCUAUACCGACGAUGGACUGUCCUGGCCAAACCGCAAAACUGACUUCAUUGCCGUGUUGGUCCCAUUUCUAGCUUUGGCGUGGAUCGCUGUAGCUCUUCGGCUUUACACACGGUUCCGGAUCGUUCGUGCGCCCGGAUGGGAUGACUUUUUCAUCGUUCUCGCUUUGGUCUUCGGAUCUACAAGUGGGAUCAGCUUGGCUGUUGGGGAUCUGGAAAUAUUAGUUAAGAUAUUCUGGAUUUCAAACGCAUCGUUCACCACCAGCAACUCUCUGGUCAAGGUCUCACUGCUUCUGCAAUACCUCCGGACCUUCGUGGACCCGCGGCUCCGACGGCUCUGUAUCGGGCUUACCAUCCUUACUUGCGCAUAUGGUCUCGCGUUUGCGUUCAUGGGCUGGUUCCCGUGUUUCCCAGUGGAGGGUUUCUGGCGCCGACAAGUAAAGGCAUUCUGCUAUGGCUACGGUUCUAGAGACGGCACCGAGUUAUACGCAGCAGUCCUUUCCGCCAAUGCUAUCAACAUGGCGCUCGAUAUCAUGAUCUUCCUCCUCCCCAUUCCCCUGCUGUUCCGGAGGGACACCUCGCGUAAGACAAAGGUCGGCCUGUUGGUUUUAUUUGGCCUGGGGAUUGCCAUUAAUGUGAUUGCCGGCUUGCGCCUGGUUACAAACCACGUCUUGAACCAGGAGGGUGACAAAGCGGAUUUGACAUACGAUUUCGUCAAGAUAUUCGUCCUCGGCGAAGCGGAAAACAGGCUCUCCUGCAUUUUGGGCUCCAUCCCCGUCUUCUGGCCAGUGGUCUCGCAAAAGAUACAGGAAAUAUUCAUCACGAGGGAGUUCAGGGUGGAAAGUACUUACCACAUCUCCCUCGACCCACAACGGCGGUGGAAAGAUGACGAUCAGCCGCAGCCGUACAACGGGAAACAGGGAGGCGGGCACGACAUCGAGAUGCAGAGUCCGCCCCUUGGACAACAUGGGAAGGGCGGCCUGGAGUAUCAAGAGGAUGAAGUCCUGGAGACAGGCUUACGGCACCCUGGACGACUGGUAGACGUGGAUAACUACACUCGCGCCUGGAUUGGGCCCUUUGCGGAAGAUGAGAACAUGCAGCAACCAGUCAUAAGUGAGGUCAAAGCGGAAAAGUCGUCGGGAAGAUAA
Messenger RNA from Diaporthe amygdali, 1200 nucleotides. RefSeq lists its product as uncharacterized. The transcript is spliced from 7 exons. NCBI's taxonomy places the organism in Eukaryota, Fungi, Ascomycota, Sordariomycetes, Diaporthales, Diaporthaceae. The record is from RefSeq and is a predicted model, not a curated record. The coding region runs from base 1 to 1200 and encodes 399 amino acids.